This is a messenger RNA of Limulus polyphemus (Atlantic horseshoe crab), 443 nucleotides long. Its product is annotated as catechol O-methyltransferase domain-containing protein 1-like. NCBI's taxonomy places the organism in Eukaryota, Metazoa, Arthropoda, Merostomata, Xiphosura, Limulidae. The record is from RefSeq and is a predicted model, not a curated record. Gene Ontology annotation, molecular function: S-adenosylmethionine-dependent methyltransferase activity; O-methyltransferase activity. The annotation marks the transcript as partial. The transcript is spliced from 4 exons.
AUCGACGCUAGGCUAACAGAACAGGCCACAGCACCAAGUUGAAAUGUUUCCGUACGAAAGCAAUUAAAAAGGUCCUUUACGAGAAAGUGGAUUGACUUUUAGAAGCAAUGGCGAAACAGAAAAAGAUUUUAAGAAGCUUUGAGUCGAAUGACCCCUUAGACCAUUAUAUCACAGAGAUUUCUUUUCGAAUGACUCCUGCUCAGAAGAAGCUGUAUGAAGUAACACUGAUGCAUCCAAAAUCUAUAAUGAUGGGGGCACCAGAAGUUCUUCAGCUCUUACAGAAUUUGAUUCGUGCUAUCAAAGCAAAAAAUGUCAUUGACGUUGGUGUGUUUACUGGUUGCAGCACUUUGGCUCAAGCCUUGGCUCUCCCAGAAGAUGGUAAGGUAGUUGCUUGUGAUAUUCAAGAGGAAACUAUUAAACUUGGUAAACCGUUCUGGGAAGAG